Messenger RNA from Candidula unifasciata, 450 nucleotides. The record is from the annotation of a GenBank genome assembly. Lineage: Eukaryota; Metazoa; Mollusca; Gastropoda; Stylommatophora; Geomitridae.
AUGGAAAUGGAUGUUUCUUCGUUUUCGACUAGUUCCGUAGCGCAGUCAGAUAGCCGCCCGACCAAAUUUCUGCGUCCGUUCCACUCAAUUAGAAAUAUUUACGAACCCAGAACGAUACUGGUGCUAGCAGCAGAAAACUGCCUGAAUGUUCCAGAGGAUCUGAAAACAUUUACAGAGGGUGACAAUGGUGUUCAUGUACGGUUCACUACGAAGCUGCCUUUGCCAAACCCUGGUGCUCAUCCUCCCAUAGAUGUUGUGGUGCUGGUGUAUAAAGUCUUCAACAAAGACAGCCUCAAGACCAUCAAAGACAGUAUACGCUAUAUUGAUGUUCGCUAUCUUGUUGGAAAAUGUUUCAUUUUGGCAACAUCAGAAUCCAGAUGGAAAAGGACUGGCUCGACUGCAGUUACCCUCCAGCCUGAUGUCUGUCUACUGUCCUCCUAUUGGAAGUGA